This is a messenger RNA of Stylonychia lemnae, 999 nucleotides long. NCBI's taxonomy places the organism in Eukaryota, Ciliophora, Spirotrichea, Sporadotrichida, Oxytrichidae. The record is from the annotation of a GenBank genome assembly.
AUGCCUAGUUCAGAGAAAGAGAUCCUUCAAAGAUUACAAUACUCUAAUCAAGAUAUGCUGCUAUCAGAAUUGUAAUAAUUUACAUUUAACUUGUUAAAAUAGGUGUAAAAUGAUAUUUAAGAAACUCAAAUUUGUGAUAUCUGCAGAAGCGGAGAACCAGAAGAAGAUAAUUAAGUUGUAUUUUGUGAGUUAUGCAAUGUUGGAGUUCAUUAAACUUGCUAUAAGCGAGAACUAUAAAAUGAGAUACCUCAUCAAGCUUGGUUUUGCCCUAGAUGUCUGUACCUUAUGAAUAAUAACUAGACCUCCGAUCAUAUAAAAUGCUUUCUUUGUGAAAAAAUUAUGGGUGUGCUUAUUUAAGUUUACGGAGAGGCUAAGUUUAUUUAAGGCAAAUUAGUAGCAGCAACAGAAUGGGUCCAUAUCACCUGUGUUAAUUGGAUAAAAGAGAUUUAUUUUGAAGAAUCUAGUGAGAUGCAUGAUUCAUAAGGAAAUGUAACUCAAACUGAUUAUUACUCAGGGACAUCUGGAAGAAUAAUAGGCCACAUACCCUAGUAGAACUAUCAGAUAAAAUGCCAUCUUUGUGAUUUUAAAGGAGGAGUUUGCAUUAAAUGCGAUUACAGAUAUUGCAAUUUGAGUUUUCAUGUCAGAUGUGCUAUCGAUCAUGAUAUUAUAAGAAGUUAUGAUCUAAUGAAGAGAGAUAAGUAUGAUGAGAAUUUGAUAUACGUCUACUGCCAGAAGCAUUAAUAACCACCUAUUUAAUAAAAAGUAGCUAAAUAAAGUAAGAUUGUUUUGAAAGUGGGAAAUGAAACAGUAUAGAAUAAACAAAAAAUCUAGCAUAAAGAUAAUGAUAAAAAAAAUUAAAUAGCAACUCCAGAGGAGAAGGAAUUUGUUAUGCUAUUUGAUGAGGAUUCUCAAAUGAAUGAAGUUGAAGAACUUUAAAAUUCAAUGAAUCUUACUACUAUCCAUAGUACGCCUUAGUAAAUGAAUAUAAUAAGUAAUUGA